AUGCCGGUCCCUCUCCUGGCACACUGGGUGGUCGAUGGUAUCUCGAGCAUCCCAUAUGCAAUCCCAACAUUGAAGACGGCCCCGGCGGUCGCCUUCAUCGUCCUGUUGAAACGCUACUUUGGAGGCGCAAGGAAUACUUCGGAGCGUCUGAUGCACUCUAAAGUAGUCAUGAUAACAGGCGGUACAUCAGGAAUUGGAGCUUCAAUUGCACAAAGCCUAGCUUCCCAAGGCGCGCAACUCAUUCUUCUCACACAACAUGCGCCCUCUGAUCCUUUCCUUGUUGACUACAUCGACGACCUCCGGAACGCUACUGGUAACCAGCUCAUCUAUGCCGAGCAAGUUGAUCUUUCGUCUUUAUACUCCAUACGAACCUUUGCUACAAAGUGGAUUGAUAAUGCGCCACCUCGGCGACUGGAUAUGGUUAUCCUCUGUGCCAAUACUAUAAAACCCUCCCACGCGAACCCUCGAACGACUAUAGAUUGCUUAGAUGAGGAGUGGCAAAUCAAUUACCUUGCCAAUUACCACCUUCUCAGUAUUUUAAGCCCUGCACUGCGCGCCCAACCCGCAGAUCGAGAUGUCAGAGUGAUAAUCGGAACUUGCUCAAGCUACAUUGGCGCAAAAUUGGACUUGAAAACCCUCGAAUAUAGGACCAUGCGUACGGCUUCUUCCAAUCAUACGUCUUCUAAAGCGUCAGCGCGCAAUUCUAAACCUGUCAAUGAGAUAAUAAAUAAUAAAACCGGUAGCAAUACUAAAGCAGAUCAAAAUGGCCUAUAUGCAACGUCGAAACUCGCUCUAAUGAUCUUCGCUAAGUCCUUCCAAUCCCAUCUUUCCGCAUUUGAUAGACCAGAUAAACAGCCCUGCAAUGCUCGCGUUCUCGUUGUGGAUCCGGGCUUUUCGCGUACCCCCGGCACACGACGCUGGAUAACAGGUGGUUCAUUAUUAGGUCUUCUCAUCUACCUAAUAACAUGGCCCAUUUGGUGGCUUGUUUUAAAAUCUCCACAGCAAGGGUCACAAAGCUUUUUGAUGGCUGCAAUGGACAUUGUUCUUGGAGCUCCCGCAGCGAAUAUUGGUGGAGUCGGGAUUAGUGCUGGCCUCGCUGGAGGGAAACUAAUCAAGGAAUGCAAGGAACGGAAUAUCGUGCGCAAAGAAGUUACGGAUGAGAAGAUAGCGAAGGAAUUGUGGGAACUGAGUUCUCGCCAGAUUGAGCAGAGGGAGAAAGAGGGUGCUAUUCUCCGUGCACUUGAGAAGAAGGAACGGGAGGCUUUGGAUACUGAACGAAAGAGAGCGAAUUCCACUUUUGGAGUGGAUGCUGGAGGUGGAGCAGGCUCGGAUCCGGGAAACAGAAACAAACAGCAGACCCCUGGGUCAAGAAGGAGUAGGAAAGCAAAAUAG
Molecule: messenger RNA, 1392 nt
Organism: Histoplasma mississippiense
Lineage: Eukaryota; Fungi; Ascomycota; Eurotiomycetes; Onygenales; Ajellomycetaceae
Exons: 2
Coding region: 1-1392 (463 amino acids)
Molecular function (GO): oxidoreductase activity
Source: RefSeq, a predicted model, not a curated record